Oncorhynchus keta (chum salmon) is the source of this 4790-nucleotide messenger RNA. RefSeq names its product exportin-5-like. Bases 159 to 3830 code for a protein of 1223 amino acids. The record is from RefSeq and is a predicted model, not a curated record. Gene Ontology annotation, biological process: RNA export from nucleus; protein export from nucleus. The transcript is spliced from 33 exons. Gene Ontology annotation, molecular function: small GTPase binding; RNA binding; nuclear export signal receptor activity. Lineage: Eukaryota; Metazoa; Chordata; Actinopteri; Salmoniformes; Salmonidae. Gene Ontology annotation, cellular component: RNA nuclear export complex; cytoplasm; nucleus.
GUUUUGCUACUUUCGAACACUGCCGAUGCCUAUGGUUACGCCUGUGUAGCUAGCUACAUGCUAAUUCUCAAAGCGCGCUCAGUUGACCUAUUUUGCAGGUGUUUUACAUGGUGCGUUACCGCUAGCUUUCAUCUCAUUUUUUGAAGACGCUACUCAAUAUGAUGGGUGAACCGGUGGCUGAUAUGUGUGAUCAGCUUGUUAAAGCUGUGAACGUGAUGAUGGACGCGGAAUCUAGCCAAAUAUAUCGCUUGGAGGCCCUAAAGUUUUGUGAAGAAUUCAAAGAGAAGUGUUCCUUCUGUGUCCCAUGUGGGCUACAGUUGGCAGAUAAAACUCAAACAGCAGUGGUGAGGCACUUUGGUCUACAGAUACUGGAGCACGUCAUCAAGUUCAGAUGGAACAACAUGCCACAGCAAGAGAAAGUCCAGCUGAAGAACUGUGCUAUGGGGCUAUUGUCAACUGGCACAUAUCCUAUCCUGGAGGAGGAGAGCCACAUCAAGGACGUUCUCUCGCGGAUCAUAGUGGAGAUGAUCAAGAGAGAAUGGCCUCAGCACUGGCCUGACAUGCUGAAGGAGAUGGAGGCACUCACCAGUGUAGGGGAGGCUCAGACAGAGCUGGUGAUGUUGAUCCUGCUGCGGCUGGCGGAGGAUGUGAUCACCUUCCGGACCUUGCCCACCCAGCGCCGCCGGGACAUCCAGCAGACUCUCACCCAGAACAUGGAGAGUAUCUUUAGCUUCCUGCUCGCCAUCCUGCAACUCCACGUCGACGAGUACCGCAAACUGAAAAGAAUACCUGGCCAAGAAUUGCAGGCCAAGGCCCACUGUCGGGUAGGCGUGGCCACUCUAAACACCCUGGCAGGCUACAUAGACUGGGUUGCCCUGGCAAACAUCACCAAUGACAACUGUCGCCUGCUGGAAAUGCUGUGUCUGUUGCUCAGUGAGACAGAGCUGCAGCUGGAGGCUGCAGAGUGCCUGCUCAUCGCCAUUAGCCGCAAGGGGAAGCUGGAGGACAGGAAACCACUCAUGGUGCUGUUUGAUGACGUUGCCAUGCACUACAUCCUCUCUGCUGCACAGUCUGCAGAUGGAGCAGCAAUAUGCAACAAAUCCUCUCCAACACAGCCAGUGGGGGCGGGGGUGGUGGAGAGACACUACACCUUCCUGAAGAGGCUAUGUCAGGUCCUGUGUGCCCUGGGCAGCCAACUCUGCUCAUUAGUGGGUUCAGAUGUGGAGGUAGAGGUACCAGCAAACCUUAGCAAGUACACAGAAGCGUUCCUGGCCUUCACCACACACCCAAGCCAGUUCCUUAGGUCUUCCACCCAGAUCACAUGGGGAACUUUGUUCAGACAUGAGAUACUCUCCAAGGAUCCUGUCAUCAUCCAGAUGACCAUCAAGUACUUUAGAGCCACCAUGACCAACCUAGUCAAGACUGGUUUCCCUUCCAGCAACGACAGUCCCAGCUGUGAGUACUCCCGUCAUGACUUCGACAGUGAUGAAGACUUCAACUCCUUCUUCAACUCGUUCCGAGCGCAGCAGGGGGAGGUGGUCCGGAAUGCGUGUCGUAUUGUCCCCUUGGAGGCCUUCCAGAUUGCAGCAGAGUGGCUGCAGUAUCAGAUCAGUGCGCCCAUCGAUAUCGGAACCACUGUGUUUAAGACGGCUGAGGGGCUGUGUUCUAUCCUGUCUCCGUCAGUGGUCCAGUGGGAUGCUAUGACCUUCUUUACAGAGAGUGUUGUGGGAAAGAUCUUUAAGAACGUGGAGGAUGAGAAGUUGCCGGUAGACCAGGGCAUUGAGCUGCUACAGGCUGUGUUGAACUACAACACCCAAGACCCUCUCAUCCUGUCCUGUGUCCUCACCAACGUCUCUGUCCUCUUCCCCUUCGUCACACACCGAACUCACUUCCUGCCUCAGGUCCUCUACAAGCUAUUUGCCUCCAUCACAUUCGAGGUGGUAGAGGAGAGUAAGGCACCACGGACGCGUGCGGUGAAGAACAUCAGAAGACACGCCUGCUCCUCCAUCAUCAAGAUGUCUCGAGACUACCCACAAUUCAUUCUUCCGUGUUUUGACAUGAUGUAUAACCACGUGAAGAAGCUGUUCUCCAGCGAGGCUCUGUUGAACAUACUGGAGAAGUGUGCUCUUAUGGAGGCCCUGGUCCUCAUCAGUAACCAGUUCAAAGACUACAAAAAGCAGAAACACUUCCUGGAGGAGCUCAUGGUCACUGUGGUCGCUCGCUGGACCUCCGACGAGAUGAGGCGUGUGCUGUGGGAUCCUGCUCUGUUCCUGGACUUCGUUGGUGCUGAUCAGCUGGUGGCUGAAGGCACAGAACACACAACGGGCAUCAACAGGUCAAGGUUGAGUUUCUGUGUGUACACCAUCCUGGGGGUGGUGAAGAGGGCCCGCUGGCCGGCUGACCUGGAGGAGGCCAAGGCAGGGGGCUUCGUAGUGGGCUACACCCCUAAUGGAGCCCCCAUCUACAGAAACCCCUGCAGCGCCCAGGUCCUGGCACUGCUGCCCAACCUGCUCGCCCUCAUCAGAACCCACAACAGUCUCUUCCUGCCGGAGAACAUGUGUUGUCUGAGUGAGACGUUCUCCAAGGCCUACGACAUGAUAGAGGUGGAGAAGAACAUGGUUCUAGGCCUGCCUCAGCCAGCCCUGGACAUCUAUGACCCUCCAGUGUAUAAGACUCAUCUAGAGCGCAUGCAGGGAUUCUUCUGUACUCUCUACGACAACUGUUACCAUAUCCUGGGGAAGGCAGGCCUAUCAUUGCAGCAAGACUUCUACACUAUUGAGGGAUUGGCUGAACAGAUUGUUGGUUCUGUCUUUGUCUCCCUCGACAACGUGCCUGACCACAGACUCCGCACCAUGCUCCGGGUGUUCCUGAAGCAGCUGGUGGUGUCAUGUCCUCAGGAGUGCUACAACAGUCUGCUCUGCCCCCUGCUGGGGCCUCUGUUCGCCUACAUGCUACAGAGACUCAAUCUCAGGUGGCAGAUCAUCAACCAGAGGAGUACUGUCAGUGGGGAGGAGGAGGAGGACGAGUCGUGUGAGGAGAAUCAGGAGAUGCUGGAGGAGCAGCUAGUUCGGCUGCUCACGAGAGAGGUUCUGGACCUGCUCACUCACGCCUGCAUAAUGAAAAAGGUGUCUGCGCCAGCAGGAAACAAGGAAGAUGUGGAUGAGGAGGAGAUGAUGUCCACUGAGUCCCAGGCAGUCGCUGUCUCCCCUGCCCAGCCAACAGGCGAACUGACGGAGCUGGGGAAGUGUUUUCUCAAACACGAGGACAUCUAUAUGACCUUGUUGACCAUCUCAUUCACCUCUCUGUCCUGGAAGGACACCAGUAACUGUCACCGCAGCGCCUCCAUCGUGUGCUGGACCCUGCUACGACAGGUUGUAGGUGGGAACCUUUUGCCAGAGGCGGUCACAUGGUUCUAUACCAGUGUUCUGAAGGGACUGCAGAUGCAUGGGCAGCAUGAGAUCUGCAACUCAGCCCUCACACAACUGGCCCUGCUUAUGUACGAGAACCUGCGGCCGCGGUACAUGGAGCUAAGAGACGUGAUGACUCAGAUCCCCGACAUCAAUCUGGAGGCUCUAGACCAGUACGACCAGCGGUUGCUGGAGCCCAGCUCCGCUCAGAGGUUGGGAGAGAAGAAGAGGAAAGACCAGUUCAAGAAGCUCAUUGCUGGCGCUGUGGGGAAAGCUCUGGCCCAGCAGUUCAAAAAGGAGGUACAUAUCCGAAAUCUUCCGUCUCUUUUUAAGAAGCCGAAGCCUGAGAAAAGGGACAUUCUGGAGACCAGUGAGAGUGGAGCACUAGCAGCACUCUUCUCCCCAGUGCUGGAUGACAUCUAGGAGCACUAGCAGCACUCUUCUCCCCAGUGCUGGAUGACAUCUAGGAGCACUAGCAGCACUCUUCUCCCCAGUGCUGGAUGACAUCUAGGAGCACUAGCAGCACUCUUCUCCCCAGUGCUGGAUGACAUCUAGGAGCACUAGCAGCACUCUUCUCCCCAGUGCUGGAUGACAUCUAGGAGCACUAGCAGCACUCUUCUCCCCAGUGUUGGAUGACAUCGAGGAGCACUAGCAGCACUCUUCUCCCCAGUGUUGGAUGACAUCUAGGAGCACUAGCAGCACUCUUCUCCCCAGUGCUGGAUGACAUCUAGGAGCACUAGCAGCACUCUUCUCCCCAGUUCUGGAUGACAUCUAGGAGCACUAGCAGCACUCUUCUCCCCAGUGUUGGAUGACAUCGAGGAGCACUAGCAGCACUCUUCUCCCCAGUGUUGGAUGACAUCGAGGAGCACUAGCAGCACUCUUCUCCCCAGUGUUGGAUGACAUCUAGGAGCACUAGCAGCACUCUUCUCCCCAGUGCUGGAUGACAUCGAGGAGCACUAGCAGCACUCUUCUCCCCAGUGUUGGAUGACAUCGAGGAGCACUAGCAGCACUCUUCUCCCCAGUGUUGGAUGACAUCGAGGAGCACUAGCAGCACUCUUCUCCCCAGUGCUGGAUGACAUCGAGGAGCACUAGCAGCACUCUUCUCCCCAGUGCUGGAUGACAUCGAGGAGCACUAGCAGCACUCUUCUCCCCAGUGUUGGAUGACAUCUAGGAGCACUAGCAGCACUCUUCUCCCCAGUGCUGGAUGACAUCGAGGAGCACUAGCAGCACUCUUCUCCCCAGUGUUGGAUGACAUCGAGGAGCACUAGCAGCACUCUUCUCCCCAGUGUUGGAUGACAUCUAGGAGCACUAGCAGCACUCUUCUCCCCAGUGCUGGAUGACAUCUAGGAGCACUAGCAGCACUCUUCUCCCCAGUGUUGGAUG